AUGGUGAGACUGGUAAAACGUUGUUUACGGAAAAUUGUCGGAAAUGCUCGCUUAAACUACGAAGAACUAGAGACAAUUUUGAUAGAAAUCGAAAGUGUUGUCAAUUCACGUCCUUUGACGUACGUCAGCGGUGAUUUCGCUGGAGAACCAUUAACUCUGUCGUCCCUCGUUAUAGGGCGAAGACUUAUCGAUACUCCGAAUGUUGAAACGUAUGCUGAAUAUGAUUCGUCAAAAACAAAACUGACACACCGCCAAUCGCAUCUUAAAUCGUUAUUGAAGCAUUUUUGGAAACGUUGGUCAAGCGAGUACUUGCUAACUUUGCGAGAAUUUCACAAAAACAAGGGAAAAACCGGAGCGAGAAUCGUAGCUGUUGGCGAUGUUGUUAUUUUGAACGACAAAGUUAAACGACAACAAUGGAAACUUGGGAAAAUUUUAAAGGUUUAUCCUGGAAAAGAUAAUAUUGUUCGCGCAGCUGAUGUAAAAACGACAGAUUCAGCUGGAAGAUCUAUUAUUUUGAAAAGAUCAAUUACUCAUUUAUAUCCACUGGAAGUACGAGAGGAUUCGGAAAAAGAUUACGGUAUCGCUGCUGCUGCGGAGCCUGCAGUGUCUGAUGUGUUUCAUGUACCGAUUCGAUUUAUUGCGGAUGAAGAAGCUGAAGAGCUGAUAAAUUAA
This is a messenger RNA of Rhopilema esculentum, 672 nucleotides long. NCBI's taxonomy places the organism in Eukaryota, Metazoa, Cnidaria, Scyphozoa, Rhizostomeae, Rhizostomatidae. The record is from RefSeq and is a predicted model, not a curated record.